AUGUCGAUCAUUGAUACCACCAAAGACCUUUCCGCGCUCUUCACAAAACAAGUCCAGGCCACGCCCGAUGCCAUUGCCUUAGAAGAUGAAAACACCACCUACACCUAUGCGGAAUUAGAUCAAGAGGUCGAGACCUUGACUCGUCGCCUUCGGGGCUACGGAGUCGGUCGGGAUAGUCUCGUGGGGGUGCUGCUACCGCGCAGUGCGGACUACGUAGUUGCUUGUCUGGCAGCUCUCCGUGCGGGCGGCGCAUUCCUGGUGCUAGAAUUGGCUUAUCCCCCUAGUCUCCUGGCCGAUGUGAUUGAGGAUGGGCGGCCAACGGUCGUCAUCACAAACCGGGCAGAGGUUGGCAAAAUCAAAGCUAGCGUUCCGGUCAUCAUUCAGGAUGAGCCGGCCCCAACGGCCAAUGGACAUGUUUCAGAGCCCUCUCCCCUCCCGUCAGACGACGACUUGGAUCGCCUCGCAUUUGUGUCGUAUUCGUCCGGAACUACAGGCAAGCCGAAAGGCAUUGCUAAUCCCCACCGCGCCGCAGUUCUCUCCUAUAACCUGAGAUUUGGCGUGUCAGACCUGCAACAGGGUGAUCGGGUGGCCUGUAAUGUCUUCUUUGUCUGGGAGAUCUUGCGUCCGCUGCUGCGUGGUGCGACAGUGGUUGCCGUGCCAGAUGAUGCAAGUUACGAUCCUGCGGCGCUCGUCGACCUACUGGCGGCGAAGAAAGUCACGGAAACUCUGAUGACCCCCACCCUCUUGGCUACGGUUCUUGCCCGUCACCCCCACGUAGGUGACCGGUUACCGGAUCUGCGCACGUUAUGGUUCAACGGUGAAGUCGUUACAACGGAUCUUGCCCGGCGAGCCAGCAAGGCUUUCCCCCAGACGCGGCUCCUGAAUUGCUAUAGCGCAUGCGAAACCCAUGAGAUCGCCUGCGGGGAUAUCCGAGAGAUGUUGCAGCAGAUCGACAGUGACGCACUCUAUUGCCCCGUGGGUCCCCCCAUUGACCCCGAGAACACGUACGUUUUGAACGAGUCCCUGCAAAAGGUGGACGUGGGCGUGAGUGGAGAGCUGUUUCUAGCAGGCCCCCAACUCGCCCGGGGAUACCUGAAUCUCCCGGAGACGACCGCCAAAGCAUUCAUCACGAAUCCUUUCGACUCGGACCCCAGCUCCCGCUUGUACCGGACCGGCGAUAUUGCCCGAUUGCUCCCGUCGGGUCUGCUCGAAAUCACGGGCCGUGUGGGCGCGAUGAUCAAAUUGCGCGGGUACUCCGUCGUACCGGCUAAAGUGGAAUAUGAAAUUGUCACGAAUUUGGCGGUCUCCCGCUGCGCGGUGGUCGCCUAUGGAGAAGGCCUGGAGCGACAGUUGGUCGCGUAUAUUGUGCGAGACAAAGAGAAGUCUGCGGAACGUCCCGAAGUGGAAAUCAAUGAUUCCGGCCACAGCCCAGCGGCACGUCGCACUCUUGCGCCUCACUUGGCCCAUUAUAUGAUCCCGGCUCUCUGGGUUGAGCUGGACAGCCUGCCAACCCAUGAAGUCACGGGCAAAGUCGAUCUGAAGAACCUCCCACCACCGCAGAGCCCUCAAUUAGUCAAUGGUAAUGGGCCCAAACCAGCUAAAGACUCGAUUAAACUGGAUGAGAUUGCGUCCAUUUGGGCCGCCGUCCUGAAAACAUCACGCACCCUUCUGAAGCAGACUGAUGACUUCUUUGACCUUGGUGGACACUCCUUGUCUCUGGCCGACCUAUCCUCCCGGCUCUCGAGGCAUUUUGGCUUCCGCGUUCCAAUCACCCGUCUUGCAGAGAACACAACACUGACGGGCCACCUGGAAACCGUUCGGGCGAUCCGGGAUGGGCACACAGCCGCUGUGCAAGCAGAUCUUCCAGCGGUCUUGCGUGCUGAUGCGACUCUGGAUGAUGAAAUCACGCCCUCCAACGCCACGGCUUGUCCUAUUGACAAAGCGGAUACCGUACUGCUGACCGGUGUGACCGGUUUCCUGGGAGCAUUCCUCCUUCAUGAUCUCGUGGAGAACACUUCUGCCCGGAUUAUCUGCUUGGUGCGGUUUAAUGAACCGGCCAACGACGACCAGCCCGGAGGUAUCGCCCGUAUCCGCCGGAACCUCUUAGAUUUGGGCUUAUGGCGCGACUCAAUCAUGGAGCGGGUCGAGAUUCUCCCUGGAAACCUUUCACGCACUCGUUUUGGUCUUUCCCCAGCAGCGUUCGACGAGCUCGCAAGCCGUGUCCAGGUGGUUGUGCAUGCGGCGGCAACGGUGAACCUGGUGUACCCAUACGCUGCAUUGCGCGGACCCAAUGUGGGCGGCACCAGAGAGGUGCUCCGCCUGGCUUGCAAGGGAGGCGCAACUGUGCAGUACGUCUCCACAAACGGUGUGCUGCCUUCAUCCGGGGAGUCUGGCUGGCCCGAGGAUGCCCUGUUGGAUGUCGACCAAGUGCCCGACAAGCUGCUGGAUGGGUAUGGACAGACCAAGUGGGUAGCCGAGCAGCUUGUCCUCGAAGCGGCUCGUCGGGGAUUGCCAGUGAAAAUCCAUCGUGCUGGUACUAUCAGUGGCCAUAGCGCCACCGGUGCCGCCAACGCGUGGGAUCUUCUCACUGCUCUUAUCGUCGAGUCUAUCCAUCUCGGAUAUGCCCCCGAUGUCGACGGCUGGCGGGCGGAGAUGACCCCUGUGGACUUCGUCAGCAAGGCCAUCGUCCACCUGGCCAACCAGACCCACGCCGACCAAACGGUCUUCCACCUGGGUGAUCCCAACCCGCUCAGCAUGAACUCCGUCUUCGCAGAACUCCGAGAGCUCGGAUACCCCACCCAGCCACUCGGCUGGGAUGAGUGGGUGGCCCUCUGGACCCAGAAACGAGGCCCGGUGAAGGGAGGCGAUGGUGCGUUUACCGUUGACAUCCUUCGCAGUGGUAUGCCUACCGUUGAGUUCCUCCGGGGCAUUGUCGUGCUCAACAAUGCCGCGACCCAACCGUCCUUGGCCGACUUGGACCGACCCCAGGUGGGACGGGCUCUGCUUGAAACCUACACGCGUCACUGGUUCGCCCGAGGAUGGCUGACACGGCCUCCAUCCCGGCAGAAUGCUCUGGCGAGCUCACCAAAGCCGAAAGGUCCUCUCCAUGGGAAGGUGGCCGUUGUGACCGGUGCAUCCUCUGGCAUUGGUGCCGCCGUGGCAGUGGCAUUGGCCCGUGAAGGCUGCCACGUAGCCCUCGCUGCUCGCCGGGCGGACGCCCUCGAAUCAGUUAAGGGUCGAAUGACAGCUUAUGGAGUGAAGGUGAUUGCACGAUCAACCGAUGUGACGAAUAGUGGACAGGUGGAAGCUCUGCUGAGCGCUGCGAACGAAGAGCUGGGUCCCGUCGACAUCCUCGUUUCGUGUGCAGGCGUGAUGUACUUUACCAUGAUGGCGAAUGUGAAGACCGAUGAGUGGGAUCGCACGGUCGACGUCAACUGCAAGGGCCUCCUGCACUGUCUCUCUGCCACUGUGCCGGGCAUGCUGUCCCGUAGCCGCGGCCAUAUUGUUGCCAUUUCUUCGGAUGCCGGCCGCAAAGUCUUCCCUGGCCUUGGUGUCUACUCCGCUAGCAAGUUCUUCGUCGAGGCUACACUCCAGGCCCUGCGGCUGGAGACAGCGGGCACCGGCUUGCGCGUGACCAGUAUCCAGCCGGGAAAUACAUCGACCCCCCUUCUCAACAUGUCUACGGACGCCGAAGCCGUGAAGAAAUACGGCGAGCCAUCUGGAGCUCAGAUUCUGGACCCAGAGGAUAUCGCCAACUCGAUUGUUUACGCUUUGCGCCAGCCGGAACAUGUGUCGGUUAAUGAAGUCCUCGUUGAGCCCCGGGACGAGCCAAUUUAG
Molecule: messenger RNA, 3837 nt
Organism: Aspergillus oryzae RIB40
Lineage: Eukaryota; Fungi; Ascomycota; Eurotiomycetes; Eurotiales; Aspergillaceae
Product: non-ribosomal peptide synthetase
Exons: 1
Coding region: 1-3837 (1278 amino acids)
Molecular function (GO): phosphopantetheine binding
Source: RefSeq, a predicted model, not a curated record